AUGCCCGGAAAACACGGAAAAGGAAAAUUCGACGAGGACGCACUGCCAGACUUCCUAGAGGACUCACCAUUUUUACCUGUCUGGAAUGAGGCCGAGUACAGAAAAGCAGCCCGGCCAAAGGCUGCCAAUAUUGCACAGCUGCUGAGAUCAAAGCCGGCACGCCUGGCAUACGGUGUGCUUCUCUUCAUUUUCAUAAUUCUAUGGCUUCGGGUCGCACACGUAUACGACCGCUUGACGGGCCCGUCUUGUUAUUUCCGGAACCCGGUGGCACCAAAUGAUCACUGGAGGGCAACAACAAGAGACUGGAGAAAAUAUGCCUACUCGCUGUAUGCCACGGAUGCCGAAAACCUGUGCAACGCCGUUAUGAUCUUUGACGACCUACGUCAGUAUGGAAGCAAAGCGGAACGGCUUCUAUUAUACGAAGACACCCUCGAUGUCAAUGAUGGCGAAUCUCGCGAAGGAAGGCUGCUUGCCAAGGCACGGGAUGAACUAGGUGUCAAGCUGCAACCGGUAAAAGUCUGGCAUCAGGAAAGCGCUGCCUAUUCGGGGCCUAAUUGGGCAGAUUCAUACACAAAGCUUCUGGCCUUCAAGCAGACCCAGUAUAGCAGACUGAUAGCCAUUGACUCGGAUUCUCUUCUGCUUGGGUCCCUGGAUGAGCUUUUCUUCGUCCCACCAGCCGCAGCCGUCAUGCCCCGCGCAUACUGGCUGACAAGCAAGCCCACGAUGUCGUCCCACGUUAUGGUCCUCACUCCGUCCAUGGACGCAUUCCAAAGAGUCGAGGAUAUCAUCGAACGCAGAGCUGGGAAAGAUUUUUACGAUAUGGAAAUUAUGAACGCAUUAUUUGGUGGCACCUGCGAAGUAAUACCACAUGAGACUUAUGCCCUUCUCACAGGCGAGUUCCGAAGUAACGACCACGCGGGUUUCCUCAGGUCCCAGUCAGGUCGAGUCUGGAAUCCUAGAGAUGUGUUAAAGCAGGCAAAAAUGGUACAUUUCAGCGACAGCCCACUGCCAAAGCCUUGGAAAGCCACGGACGAGAAGAUCUUCGCCGCGAAGCCCGACUUAUUCUACGAGUUCCUCUAA
Diaporthe citri is the source of this 1080-nucleotide messenger RNA. RefSeq lists its product as uncharacterized. The record is from RefSeq and is a predicted model, not a curated record. The coding region runs from base 1 to 1080 and encodes 359 amino acids. The transcript has 3 exons. NCBI's taxonomy places the organism in Eukaryota, Fungi, Ascomycota, Sordariomycetes, Diaporthales, Diaporthaceae. Gene Ontology annotation, molecular function: glycosyltransferase activity.